Messenger RNA from Physcomitrium patens, 1801 nucleotides. Its product is annotated as GDSL esterase/lipase At3g09930. Lineage: Eukaryota; Viridiplantae; Streptophyta; Bryopsida; Funariales; Funariaceae. Gene Ontology annotation, molecular function: hydrolase activity, acting on ester bonds. The record is from RefSeq and is a predicted model, not a curated record.
UGAACUGCCGGAACCUGAUCUGCACGCAGUUACGCUCAGAGGAUUGUGAGAUCACGAGUUGAGGAAAUGUGCCCUGUCCCGCUUGUUUGACCAAGGGAAUUCAAAACUGGGGUUUGGCAAAAUCCAGAUGCGCAAUCGUGUCUUUAGCAAUCGUGGUCAGAUGGAGCUACUUUGAUGGGCGUUGCGGUGUCCACAGUCUUCUUUCUCCUGCAGCAGUUCCAUUUUCUAGUGAUCGUUCAUGCUGGUGCCACGAGAGCCAAAGCUCGCACGUCCUUAUCAUUUUAAGGUUAAUAGAGAGAUGGCGGCGGUCUUCAGAAAUUCGAAGUUUAGUGUAAACGUCAAUUUAGCGCUUGCUUAUGGUACAAUCGCAGCAACGAUGCUGGUUGGACUCGCCAAUAUCAGCGGAGUGGAUGGAGCGAGUGCAAUGUACGUAUUCGGCGAUUCCUAUGUCGACACAGGCAACUUUAGAGACCUGUCGGCAUUUCCGCCGUAUGGCUCCAUAUGGCCAGGAUACCCCGCGGGCCGAUUCAAUGAGGGUCGAAACCUAGCGGACUGCAUUGCGGAGCUCUUCGACCUGCCAUACCCUACCCCCUACUUGCGUCUAGAAAACAAUUCAGAGGCAUUACGAGGUGUAAACUUCGCAAGAAGCGGGGCGGGUGUCACUUACGCAUACGGGCUUACAGCGUUAGUCUCACAAGUAGACGAGAUAGAGGCACUCGUGGAGAAACAUGUGCUGACAAAAGCUCACUUACGGAAGUCGGUGGCAUUGGUUAACAUUGGUGUCAACGACUAUCACGUGCGCAACAGACGGGGAGCCUUUCAGGAGCAUGACAAAGAACAAGAGCUCCAUACAACAAUAACCACCAUAGUGGAUGGAAUCGCACUCAGUCUAGUGCGUCUCUACGGGCUCGGCGUCCGGAAUAUCGUCGUCUCCAACCUAGCCCUAAUGGCAUGCGCCCCGUUUGUCACAGAAGUAACGACGUUCACCUCUUGCAGCCGCAAUGCCACACUCCUGACCCAAACUUCGCUCCACAACUCGCUGCUACAACAGCGAGUGAAGACGCUGAACAGGAAUCUCGGGGGACUGCACAUCAUCCUCGUGGACCAGACCAAGGCCUUCGAGGUUCUGUUUCAUCACGGAUCUGAACAUGGUUUUGAGAACACGAUGACACCGUGUUGCAUUGGGAAAGCGGUUCCUCACGGACUUGUGUGCGGCCAUAACGACACCGCGGGGCAUCCGAUGUAUACUUUGUGCGAGGAUCCAAGCAAGCAUGUGCUAUUCGACACCAUCCAUCCCUCCGAAGCGGCCUGGCAGACUGCAGUCGAUUUGUUUGCGCAUGUUGACGGCUUCACCGUCGGUGGCCCCACACUCCGCGCAUGGAUGAGCAAGCAUGGUGUGUGAGUGCGUCGAACAUCAGCAUUGUCUCGUGAUGGUGGGUGUGGCCUGUCGCUGGAAGACAACGCCGUUUCAAACCCUGAUAAGUGUUGUUGACAUGAAACUGUGCUGACUCUGGCACUGUGUUCAACAUGUAUUAAUAAUUACAGUGUUUGUGCUUAAUAUAGGUGUGUUCAAGAUGAGAGGUUAACAAGACAAGUUCAUCCAUCACAGAUGGAUGCAAAUCCUAACUCUUUAAUAGAUGAUUUCACUAUAACUAGAUGAGUCCAUGUCAAUAUCAUGGAAAGUGACUCAAGUGAAGCUAUUCUUGAAAAAUAUGUUUGUGAGUUAAAGAAUAUUUUUUAACUACAAAUAUUAUACAAUACAAAUAGAAAGAAAUAAAAUAUAUAAUGGUGCUUUCAGCUA